This is a messenger RNA of Metarhizium brunneum ARSEF 3297, 1650 nucleotides long. Its product is annotated as Major facilitator-type transporter ecdD. Gene Ontology annotation, cellular component: membrane. Gene Ontology annotation, biological process: transmembrane transport; carbohydrate transport. NCBI's taxonomy places the organism in Eukaryota, Fungi, Ascomycota, Sordariomycetes, Hypocreales, Clavicipitaceae. Gene Ontology annotation, molecular function: carbohydrate:proton symporter activity. The record is from RefSeq and is a predicted model, not a curated record.
AUGAGUGUUCUGCGAAGAGUUUCCCUCUCCAAGCCUUCCGGUGAGGCAGGCAAGUCGUGGCCCGGCAUCGCCAUUGGCUUUUUCGUCGCCUUUGGUGGCGUGCUGUUUGGCUAUGAUACUGGAACAAUUUCGGGUAUCCUGGCCAUGCCAUACUGGCAGACCGAGUUUAGCACUGGAUACAUCAACCCCAAGGGGCAUCUUGACGUCACGACCAACCAGGAGUCCGCCAUUGUCUCUAUCCUCUCCGCCGGCACCUUCUUUGGUGCCCUGGCCUCGCCCUUUCUGGGUGACUACAUAGGCCGUCGGCUGGCUCUCAUUAUUUCCACCUGGGUCUUCAAUCUUGGAGUCGCUUUGCAGGCCGCCUCGACUGCCAUUCCGCUGUUCCUGGCCGGCCGGUUCUUCGCUGGCCUGGGCGUCGGCUUGAUAUCUGCCCUGGUCCCUCUGUACCAGUCCGAGACGGCACCCAAGUGGAUUCGAGGCGCCAUUGUUGGCGCCUACCAGUUUGCCAUCACCAUUGGUUUGCUCCUCGCCGCCAUUGUCAACAAUGCUACAUCCAACCGAAACGACUCGGGCAGCUACCGGAUUCCAAUUUCGGUGCAAUUUGCCUGGUCUCUUGUUCUCUUUGGGGGAUUGCUUAUUCUUCCCGAGACGCCUCGCUACUUGGUUCGAUCCGGGAAGCAUGAAAAGGCCGCCAAAGCCCUGGGAAGGCUCCGCCGACUUCCACCGGACCACCCUGCCGUGCGCUCGGAGCUGGACGAAGUCAAAGCUCACCACGACUAUGAGAUGAGCCUCGGGGCUGCCACAUACCUCGACUGUUUCCGUCGUUUCAAUAUCAAGAAGCAAUUCACAGGCAUGGCCCUGCAGGCGCUUCAGCAGCUCACUGGCAUCAACUUCAUCUUCUACUACGGCACCAAAUAUUUUCAGAAUUCCGGCGUGUCGUCUGGGUUUGUCAUUCAAAUGAUCACGUCGUCCAUCAAUGUGGUUUCUACCAUACCUGGCAUGUACGCCAUUGACAAAUGGGGACGGCGUCCGUUGCUCUUCUUUGGCGCUAUUGGCAUGUGUAUAUCGCAAUUCAUUGUCGCAAUGACGGGUACAUUGUCCUCGGGCCAACACCCCAAUGGCGACAUUUACGUCACAAACUUGGCGGGCCAAAAGGCUGCCGUCGCCUUCUCCUGCAUCUACAUCUUCUUCUUUGCCUCGACCUGGGGACCACUGGCUUGGGUGGUCACUGGCGAGAUCUUUCCGCUUAAGCUCCGUGCCAAGUCUCUCAGCCUUACUACAGCCACAAACUGGCUCUUCAACUGGGCCAUUGCGUACUCGACUCCCUAUCUUGUCAACUAUGGUCCCGGCUUUGCGAAUCUGCAGUCCAAGAUUUUCUUCAUCUGGUUCGGUUGCUGCUUCAUCUGCAUUGCUUUCGUCUACUUCUUCAUCUACGAAACCAAGGGCCUCACCCUGGAGGAGAUCGACCUGCUCUACACCGAGGUCAAGUCUGCGAGGAAGUCAACAAAGUGGAGACCCAACGACACAUGGGUGCAUCGACAGAGUGUGGCCAAGCAAGGCAGUGUCGCCGGAGAUGGGCCCACGACUGUGGCCGAUGCCGAUGGCAUCCCUGGCACCUCACACUUGGAAAAGAAUGGAAACACGGCAUAA